GGGCGAAGUGGGGAAAGUUUGUUCUCAGACAUAUCCAUAGUCACUAACUAUAACAUAAAGGACUCUUUUCAAGAUGGGAUGAACCUACUUUCGUACCAGCAAGAUACAAAAUAGCACUUGGGAAUGGAAAUAUGGCUGCUUGGCGAAAUCAGCGUUCAAGAACAAGAAAGACUUUACGUAUGCUUGAACGAACUGACUCGACAUUCUUUGAUACGUUCCUAAAACUACCUAAAACUGAUAAAUAGGUUGGCGUUUAUUGAUUUGCUUUAGCUAGGAACUGCAUUAUUGAAGUUUCAAUCUGCAUUCAAUCGACAACUAUAUGAUGAAAGCUGUCUAUUUGUGUGUCAAUACGACUUUUACUUUUUAGCUUCUCUUUCCGCCUGAACAACUACUAAGUAAGGUUUUAAAAAAAUCUUUUAUGAUAAUUCAUAAGCUUUUGCUGUAAGUUAUGCCAACGACAGAAUUUCUUUUUGCUGUGAAACAAGGAGAUAAAGAGAAAGUACAUGCUUUACUUGCUGCUGGAGAUGUUAUUAUCGACCUUGUUGACAAUGAUCACAAGACAGCUUUAAUUUAUGCUGUUCAAAAUCAAGAUGUAGACAUCAUAACUUUGUUGAUAAAGUAUCGCGCUAAUUUAGAUACGCCUGGGCAGGAUUAUUUUCGUUAUUAUGACAAGGAAGAUAGAAAACCACCCUUGAUACAUGCUGUCCAAAGUGGAAAUGAGGAAAUUGUGAAUUUAUUAAUUCAUUCUGGAGCUGAUGUCAACAAAAGUGAUAAAAAUGGCAAAACUGCAUUGUUCUAUGCUGUUCAGCAAAAUAAUGAGGUUCUGACGAGGUUAUUGAUUCAUUCUGGAGCUGAUGUCAACAAAAGUACUGCAUUGUUCUAUGCUGUUCAGCAAAAUAAUGAGGUUCUGACGAGGUUAUUGAUUCAAGCUGCAAUUGAUUCUGAUGGUAGCAAUGAAGACAACUCUGAUUCUGAUGGUAAUUAUGAACGUGAGACUGGUUUGCUACCUGUGCAAAGUGGUUCAGGUGCUGAAAUUAACAAGACAGAUAGAUUUGGUAAAACUACUUUGAUAUAUGCUGUGAAAAAUGAAAACAAAGUCAUAAUCAAUCUAUUGUUAAGUUCUAAUGCAGAUGUUAACAAAGUGGAUGACCAUAGUUAUUGUGAUGGCGAUUGUGAUGGCAAAUCUGCUUUGAUUCAUGCUGUGGAAACAGAGAAUUCAGAAAUUGUCAACCUAUUGAUAAGAUCUGGUGCAGACGUCAACCACACUGAUAAAAAAGAUAAGAAUGCAUUGUUCUAUGCUGUGAAACAAAAUAAUGUGGUUUUAACAGAGGUGUUGAUCCAGGCUGGAACAAACAUAAACAAAGCUGACAAAUAUGACAAGACUGCCUUGUUUUAUGCUAUUAAGCAAAAUAAAGAGGUUUUGACAAAGUUUUUGAUCCAGGCUGGGGCAGAUGUAAACAAAGUUGAUUCAUUUGGCAAAACUGCAUUGUUUUAUGCUGUACAAAAUGACAAUAUGCUGUUGACAAUGCUAUUAAUUCAAUCUGGGUCUAGUGUAAACCAUCAAAUAAUGGAAAGUUAUUCUAUUAGAGAAUGUAUUCAGGGACAAACAGUUCUGUUCUUAGCAGUGAAAUUAGGCCAUGUGGAACUUGCUUCAAGAUUGCUUGGCAAUGAAACUGGAGCCAGCCUUGAUAAAAACGUAACAGAUAAGAAAGGUAAAACAGCUCUGUUUUAUGCUGUACAGUAUGGUAAAAAGGAAAUGGUUCAAGUGUUACUAACCUCUGGUGUUGAUGUCAAUAUAACUGAUUGUAAAGGCAGAACGGCUUUAUUUUAUGCCAUCUCACGAAAGAAAGAAAUAGUGCAUGCUUUGAUUAAAUUUGGAAUUGAUGUAGACAUAACUGAUCUCAAAGGUAAAACGGUCCUGAUGCAUGCCAUUGAACGUGGAAAAGAGAAAAUUGCCUCUUUAUUGAUUGAAUGUAAUGUGGAUAUCAAUAUUACUGACAACAAUGGGGAAACAGCUUUAUUUUAUGCUGCUGUGCAUAAAAGAAAAAUGAUAGACACUUUACUUCAUGCUGGUGCUGAUGUCACUAUAGUAAACAAUGAAAACCAAACUGUGUUAUUCAAAGCUGUUCAACAUAGCAAGCACAAGAUCACUAAAGCAUUAAUUAAUGCAGGAGUAGAUGUAAAUGUGCUGGACAACUGUGGUCAAUCAGUCUUGUUUAAUGCUGUCAAACAUGGCAGUGAAAAGACAUUUCAGUUAUUGAUAGACUCAAAUAUCAAUGUUAAUGUUAUUAAUAGUAAAGGUGAAACUGCAUUAUUUCAUGCUGUUCAACUUAAGAAAACAUCAACAGUUCUUAAACUAACUGCAGCUGGUGCUGAUGGUAGUACUCUGAAAGAUGGAUUGAUCACUCCUGUCAAAUAUAACAAUGGUGAAAUUGUGCAUGCACUGAUCUGUGCUCAUGCAGAUGUAAACAAAAAAGAUUGCCAUGGUAAAACAGCUUUGAUUUAUGCUGUUGAGUAUUGUAAUGAAGAGAUUGCACAAGCAUUGAUUAAUGCUCAUGCUGAUGUGAAUAUUACUGACAAUAACGGACAGAGUGCACUGUUCUUUGCAGCACGUUUUGACAUUAAGAAGAUAAAAGAUGCUGAAAAAACAGGCACAUUGAGCUUUCAGAGGAAAAAACUGGAUAUAGCAAAGGCAUUGAUUACUGCAAAAGCUCAAGUAAACAUAGUUGAUAAAGAAGGAAAGACAGCUCUAUUUUAUGCUGUUGAAAAGGGAAAUACAGAAAUGACACAUGAAUUGAUUUUGGCUAAUGCUGAUGUAAAUAUUACUGAUAACCAACACAAGACAGCACUGUUUUAUGCAGUUGUUAGAAAGAAAGAGAAAGAUCUGCAAUUGACACAGACAUUGAUUAAAGGUGGAGUUAAUGUAAACAUAAAGGAUGUAGAAGGAAAAACUGCUUUGUUUCACAUUGUGACCCAUAGUAGUAAGUAUGAUCUUGUUUCUGUAUUGAUAGGUGAGGGUGCUGAAGUUGACAUUGUGGACAAUAAGGGAAAGUCUGCUCUUGUAUAUUCAAUUCAUCAUGGAAAGGACAAAGUUGCAAAUGUAUUGAUGGAAGCUGGUAUCAAUGUUAACAUUGCUGAUAAUGAAGGCAAAACAGCGCUAUUUUAUGCAGUUGAAGGGCUGGAGAAAAAAAAGAAAGGAAAGAAAAGAAAACUAGCUAUCAUACAAAGCCUGCUUGACCUUGGAGCUGAUGCCAACAUUACUGAUAAAGAAGGCCGGACUGCUCUUCAUUGUGUUGUCAUUUCUGGAAAUGAUGAAGUUGUCGAUGUAUUGAUUAAGGCUGGUACUGAUGUCAACACUAUUGACAAUAAAGGCAAAACAGCUCUUAUUUAUGCAGUUGAUCUCGGAAAAUUCAGUGUUUCGCGAUUACUGAUUGGUGCUGGAGCGGAUGUUAAUAUUGCUGAUGGUCAUGGCAAUACUGCUUUGUUUUAUGCAGUACAACUCAAAAAAGGCAAAAUUGCAGAGGCUGUAAUCGAUGCUGGAGCCGAUAUCAAUAUAAUAAACAAUGAAAAACAGACGCCACUAUUCUAUGCCUGCAGACAAAGGUACCACUGUUCUCGGCUUAUUGACGCCACCACUGUCRAUCAACGAGACAAAGAAGGCAAAACAGCAUUAUUUUAUGCUCUACAACAUGGCAACGAAUUCAUGACGCAUCAUAUUUUAAAGGCUGGAGCUGAUAUCAACGUUAUUGACAAUGACGGUCGCACGCCUUUAUUCUUUGCAUUUAAGAUGCAUUGCAUUAGUAAAUUGAUUGACGCACAGACUGUCAAUCAAGUUGACAAACAAGGAGAAACAGCGCUUAUUGCUGCAGCUAGGCAAUAUGAUGAAGAGAUUGCAUGUCGUAUUGUUGCUGGUGGUGGAGAUGUCAAUGCAAUUGAUGACGAAGGGCAGACACCACUAGUCCAUGCCGUCCACUCACGGAAAAUAAAGUUAACACGUGCACUAAUUGAAAAGAGAUGUGAUGUCAACGUGUCUGAUAAAUAUGGCGAAACUGUUUUGAUUACAGCUAUUAGUCGACGUUACAGCAAUGAAAUUGCAUUAGAGCUUAUCAAUGCUGGAGCUAAUGUCAAUGCAGUGGACCGCGAAGGGAAGGCACCAAUAGCAUAUGCAGUGGAAAGAGACACAUCUGAUAUGAUGCAGGUAGUUAACGCGUUAAUCAGAAGAGGUAGUGAUAUCAAUGCUAAUGACAAAAAUGGCCAAACUAUUUUAAUGCAUGCAAUUCAAUACGGUAAAGAAAUUCCACUCGCAAUUAUUAAUUCUGGAGCUGAUGUGAAUAUUGCUGACAAAUGUAGACAAACAGCUCUUUUUCAUGCCGUAAAUAAUCGAAAAGUCGAGCUAGUUCGAGCACUGAUUGCCAAAGGUUGCGAUGUUAACAUCACCGAUAAGGAUGGCUGGACAGCAUUGAUCCAUGCUGUUCAUCGUCGAUACAAAGAAAUCGCUAGUAUUAUCAUUGCAGCCGGUGCUGAUCUUGAUAUUGCAGACAACAAUGGUCGAACUGCAUUAAUUCAUGCAGCAGCGAACCAAUCAUACAUGUAUUACCAGGAGCAAGAAACUGCAUUUGAAAUCAUUGGUGCUAGUGCUGAUGUUAAUAUUAAAGACAACAACGGCCAGACAGCAUUAUUUCAUGCCGUAAAAUCUGGUAAUGUAAAGUUAACAGAACUACUUAUUGAAAAGGAUAGUGAUAUCAACUUAACGGACUAUAAAGGACAAACACCACUACUUCUUGCUGUCCAUUUCGGCAAAGUAAAGCUGGUACAGUUGUUAAUUGAUGCUGGUGUUGUUGUGAAUGUUCAAGACAAUGAAGGCCAGACGGCAUUAUUUCAUGCCGUAAAAUGUGGUAAUCUAGAGUUAACACAACUCCUAAUUGAAAAGGAUAGUGAUAUCAACUUGAUUGACAACAAAGGACAAACAGCUCUGGGUUAUGCGAUAAUGUUGGGUAAAGAGCAACUUUGUAAAUUACUAAUUUCAGCUGGAAGCGAUGUCAAUGUUCUGAAUCAGAAGGAAAUAUUGAUGUUUCAUGCUGUUAAGAAUAACCUCUUCCAUUUCGGCAAAGUAAAGCUGGUACAGUUGUUAAUUGAUGCUGGUGUUGUUGUGAAUGUUCAAGACAAUGAAGGCCAGACACCUUUAUUUCAUGCCGUAAAAUGUGGUAAUCUAGAGUUAACAGAUUUCCUUAUUGAAAAGGAUAGUGAUGUCAACUUAAUUGACAACAAAGGACAAACAACUCUGGCUUAUGCGAUAAUGUUGGGUGAAGAGCAACUAUGUAAAUUACUAAUUUCAGCUGGAAGCGAUGUCAGUCUUCUGAAUCAGAAGGAAGUAUUGCUGUUUCAUGCUGUUAAGAAUAACCUCUUGGAAAUCACACAACAUUUGAUUGACCAAGGUACCUUUAUAGAUCCAAGAGAUGAUUUGGGAAGAACACCAUUAUUUUACGCUGUUAUAGAAUCAGUAUCAAUAACUCGCCUGCUUCUGUCCAGGGGAGCGAAUUUGCAUGCAAAAGACAGUAGCAAUAAUGACGCCCUUUCGUUCUUUGUUGAUAAUUGUGCAGUAAAGGCAAAGAAAGAAGAGCUUGGUAUACGUGAAGUAUUUCAAAUUUUUGAUGAAUAUGRAUUUGGAAGAAAAAACAUCGUAACUUCAAUACUCAAUGCAUUGUUCCAUCAUGUGUUCUGCUCAAACGARUUAUCAUCCCGCUACAACAGAGAGUCAAAGCUUGUAGAUCUCGUAAAUCUCGUAAAUCUCGCAGCUCAAUACCAGGAUGAAGACAACCCUGAAAGAAAGGAGGCUAUCGAGCUAAUUUGCAAGAAAAUAGAAGUUCUAACGAGCAAUGCAGCUSUUGUUGAUAUCCUGUCGCUGCUCAUUAAGCUAGGCGUGGACCCAAACAGUGCCGACUUGCAUGGCAACACAGCACUUCAUUAUGCUGCAUGUCUACCGCUGUACAGUAAGCCUCAGGAAACAGUGCUGGAAAUAUGGAAUUUACUUGAAAWGUCUGGUGCAAGAUUGAACGCUGUUAACCACGACAAACAAACKCCCUUUUUGUUUUGUUUGUCAAAGUAUCUUUCAAGCGAAGCGAGAGAGGGCUUUGRAACGAUGUUCUAUUUUUAUGGCGGCUGGAGAAAAGAAGAAGUACAGGGGAUUGCCUAUACUUGUAAAUUUUUCCUUAAAGAUGACUCAUCGCUUAAUCAAGUAUCAAGCAAAGGUGAUUCUUUUUUUCACUACAUCAUGRGGAUUUUCCAAAAGUUGUUUGCUCGCCGGUACUCCGCUCCCACCAACAAGUUUCCCACCGAAAAGAUGUCUUACUAUCAAGAGGUAUCUCAAUUACUGCACCUGCUUCAGGAGACAGAUAUCAAAAAGCAAGAAAACGCAGCCAGAAGACCGAAUGACAAACUCGAGACACCGYUACAUAUAUGGGCAACUUUAACCCAUGAGAAUAAUGAAGUACCAAGUGAAAYAUUUGAAAAGCUAAUGAGUAUGCUUCUGGAGUAUCUCCUAAAGUACGGCGCUAAAGUCAACGCCAGGAACGAAAAUGAUGAAACACCUUUGCACUUGUGCCAAACUUGGUGUGCAGUGCAGCUUUUGAUUGAUGCUGGUGCUAAUGUCAACGAUGYGGAUUCAUCUGAACGUACACCUUUACUCGCUGCUGCCGUCAGGUACAAACAAGGCUACCGGGAAAGAUUUUUUAAUGAUUGCACAGAUGAUCCUGRWGUMUUUUGGARGAAMGCYAUYGACAAAGGUCUUAAUCCAUGGGCAUGUGACAAGGACGGCGAAUCAGUGCUGAGCUUUUUGCUGAGUUCAGAUAAAGGUUUCAAAUUAUCGGAGGCAUUGGUUCAAGUGGCCUGCGAUAACAGCUAUUGCAAGAGUUUGAAGGAUUUAGUCACACUUUUGAAUGCAAUUUGCAAGGAUAUGAGUUCUAAUAACCUUUGGAAAGAAAAUCUUGUCGAAAAGCUGUUGAAGGUUAAAGACGAUAAGCUUGAUUUGAAUGUCGCUCUGAUACAUUGCUGUAGGAAUCUAGACGAACACAUUCGGAAAAACUCAGAGAGAUCAAUAAAGAAGGAGAAUUUCGCCGAAUCUGUUUUCUGGAAAAUUUCACAACGCCUCCAUUUUUAUGGAGCCGAUUAUAGUACACCUGAUUCUACUGGAGUAUCAUGCCUUGACAUCGCAGAGUCUUGUCCAGUCCUUAAAUAUCUAAUUUCUCAACCCAUAGACAUCGAAAAAGUACCGAUAGCCAUUCCAUGGAAGCAGUCAACAGAAAAACAUCGCGACAAACUGGCCAAAGUGGUUAGACGCCAAGAAUGUAAAGUGGUCCAACACUACUGGCAUCACCAGGUAGAAAUUGCAAGCGGCUCAUUUGGAGAGGUUUUUGCAGCAAUCGAUUCACGUGACGGGCGUGAAGUUGCCGUCAAAAGAAUCGUUAAUUCGCGGAUGACCAGUCCACGGGAUAUGCGAGAGAUUGACAACCUCAUUUCAAUAGAUUGUCAACAGGUUGUUCGCUAUCUUUCUUAUUCUGAAGAUGAGAAUUUCGUUUAUAUAGUUUUGGAGCUUAUGGAGGGAAGUUUAGAAAGUGCCAAUUUCCUUCACGACAAGUCAUUCGACAUAAGUAAAAAGAUCGAACUUUGCAAACAUGUUUUGUCAGGGGUCGAGUAUCUACAUAAUAGAGACAUUUUGCAUCGUGACCUCAAACCAAGCAAUAUUCUCUACAAAACCAAACCUCAUUGCUUGAAAAUAGCUGACUUUGGUCUUAGUCGUUGUAUGUCCAAUACAGCUACAACAGUUUAUGGGACCAACGCCGGGACUCGAUGUUGGAUGUCGCCAGAAGUAAUGGAAGGUCAUAGUCCAUCCARUUCUUCGGACAUCUUCUCAUGCGGACUUGUUUUGCACUAUAUUUUGACACUUCAAAAGCAUCCAUUUGCUCCAGCUGAAAGCGCACUUGAGAAUCUCCGCGACAUUCACCACACAGAAGCUAACAUACUAAAAGACAACAUGGAAGGGUGGGAUCAAUCGUUGCCACCUGAAGUGACUCACCUCCUGAAAGAGAUGUUAGGAUGCAAUGAUAAGAAGAGGCCUACUGCACCUCAGGCGUUAGCUCAUCCGAUGUUCUGGCCAGAAACGAAGAAGAUGGAUUUUUUCGUCGCUGUUGGAAAUCAGCCGGAAUUCACAUGCCCGCGUUACAAACGACAUUCCUUGCAUGUAACUGCAGAGGUCGAGAAAGCACUAGAAGCACAAUUCUCAACAAUUGUUAAAUAUCCUUACGUUGCUUGGAACGACCCAGGGUUUGCUAAAAUGACCGUAAUUUACACGGAAAUGGCCAAAUACACAGGUCGAACGUAUGAUACCAAAUCGGCGGUUGAGCUGGUGCGUUUUGUGAGAAACUCUGCCCAGCAUGUAUCUGAUGCGUCUCGACCAGAGUAUUUCAAGCAACUUGUGCUUGAGGAUUUUGCAUUCUUGGAAGAAUUCCCAAACCUCCUGAUUGAAGUCUUUAAAGCUGUAACCAGUCAUGAAUGGGACAAAGACCGAGAGGAAAUUAAAUCUGCCAUUGCAAAGAAGAAGGAGCUGUGAUUGGCCUACCAAAGUGGAUGGCACUCUUCACACCAACCUGUGAUAGCUGCAGUAAUAGAGUCCACAUGGCCUGCUUCAUCUUUAAAAAAUUAGCUGUGUCUUUGCAUCGAGCAAGAUGGCCGUUGAGAUUGCAAUUAUAGAAAUCUUCUUUUACGCCUACAGGAAAUUAUUCUAUUGUUCUAUAUCUAUCAUUGCAAGCUCAAAAUGGCACAGGGAACUGUGAAGAUUAUUGUCAGAGCUGACAUAACACUUGAGUUCCAUUCAGAUUCCACACACAUUGUAGAUAUAUAUCAUACACUACAUGUAYAUUAUUGAACUAUUAUAAAGAAGUAACUUUAGCUAUUUUCAAUCACACAUAUGCAUGUAAUUCACUAAAAAUAGUUUAGAUAUCAUCUAAAGACAGAAAUCCAAAUUGAAAAAUUAAAAAGAUAUAUAUUUUAAUCUUAAAAGAUUCCAUUAUAAUUUUGUUGUAAAUGACAAUAUUUAUACAGUAUAGUCACCUGUAGCUCAWAAUCCAGCCUGUAGAAAAGUCAAGAUAGUGAUUGACAUUGUAAAUAAAACAUUUAACCUAGUCAAGUGUAUGUAUCGUUAGUGUAAAUGAAAAAAAUUGGGCUACCUGUGUUGAACACAGCGGGAAAAGMUGUCUUAUCUGAUUUUGAACUAAAAUAGAUUUCUAAAAGAGUUAAUAUAAUACAACUCAAUUCAAAAACGUUGUCUGAGAUUUAGGGAUUUAGGAGCUAGGUAAUUCAUCAAAACAUAGUUGAUGUUAACAUUAAACUAUGAUUAAAAGAUGAAGCUGAAAGCCGAAAAUUUA
Molecule: messenger RNA, 9419 nt
Organism: Exaiptasia diaphana
Lineage: Eukaryota; Metazoa; Cnidaria; Anthozoa; Actiniaria; Aiptasiidae
Exons: 4
Coding region: 449-8605 (2718 amino acids)
Biological process (GO): mRNA processing; protein phosphorylation
Molecular function (GO): ATP binding; RNA nuclease activity; protein binding
Source: RefSeq, a predicted model, not a curated record